AUUUUAUCAAGUCAUGAGCGAAUUGGAUUACUACCAGACUCUUCAGUUGAACAGGACAGCCACUAUUGAUGACGUGAAGAAAGCCUUCAGGAGACUAUCUUUGAAGUACCAUCCAACUAAGAAUCCUAGUGAGAUCACAGUGUGUUCUGACCAGUUCCAUCAGAUUUGUGAGGCAUAUGAAGUCCUUUCUGACAAGCAUUUAUCAGCAAUUUACAACAAAUUUGGACCAAAAGUGCUAGCUAAAGGCCUUGAAAAUGAAGAUGGGAAUACCUACCCAGGCUAUAAAUACCAGCAGAAUGCCUUUGAAAUUUUUGAGAAAUUUUACAGCGAGUAUUUGCCUUACCAUGAAAUUUUUGACGAUACUGGAAAGAUGCUGUAUGGCAGCUGCUUCAGUUCAAUUCAUAAAGAGAGAAAUGUAGAAAAACUCCAAGAUGUCAAGAUCACACUUGAAUGCUCCAUUGAUGAGCUUUAUAAUGGCUGAACCAAAGAGAUCACAUAUGAGGGUCGCACAAGGCUUGUUGAGAUCCAACCAGGCUAUCAAAAUGGGCACCAAAUUAUCAUUGAGGAAGAAUGUGGCAAGGGAUAUAAGGAAGAAUUUAGGAGAAUCAUUGUUACUGUGAAGCAAACUUCUCAUGAAAAGUACUCUAGACAAGGAGACGACCUGGUUUACAAACAUGAUAUCUCCCUUGUUGAUGCUCUUAAUUCAUCCCCAUGAAAAUUUAAAACACUCGAUGGCAGAACUUUAAAUAUUUCUAUUGAUGAGGUGAUCACUCCAAAAACAGUGAAAGUGGUUGAAGAAGAAGGUAUGCCAGUGUUUGAUGAGGACCAAGAGAAAUCUUCUGUACAUAACUCAAGCAGGGGAAGACUGUUUGUUACAUUUAAUAUUCUGUUCCCUUCUGAAUUGAAAGCAAAAAGCCAACUGCAAGUUUCUAAAAUUCUUAAUCCUUAAUCAAGGUUCAAUA
Moneuplotes crassus is the source of this 962-nucleotide messenger RNA. The record is from the annotation of a GenBank genome assembly. Lineage: Eukaryota; Ciliophora; Spirotrichea; Euplotida; Euplotidae.